UGCUUCCAGACAAUCUUGAACUCGAUGCAUAAAUACCAGCCGCGUUUCCAUCUUGUUAGAGCCAACGAUAUUUUGAAGUUACCAUACAGUGCAUUCCGGACAUAUGUCUUUAAGGAGACUGAAUUUAUUGCUGUGACCGCCUAUCAAAACGAAAAGAUUACCCAGCUGAAGAUAGACAAUAAUCCAUUUGCUAAAGGAUUCAGAGACAACGGAAGCGGCAAAAGAGAAAAAAAACGUAUGAUGAUGCAUUCUCAACAAAAGAGCGUUAUACCACCGUCAGCAAACAUAAGCGAAGAAUUACAAAGCGACGAAGACGAUUCUGAAAAUAUGGAGAUUUGCGUUGAUGACAGACCACACAGACCUGACGAUGUUCCAAACACUUCUGAAUACAAAUGUCUUGAAGUCGAUAAUCCGUCACCUAAACCCACAAGUUCUCCACGACCGUCUUCUACUUCAGGUGUCGCUGGAAGUGGAUCAAGUAUUAGUGGAGCUAGUAGUGCUAACAGUAAUAAAGUUAACACGAAUCACGAUAUCAGUUCGAUUACAGAUGGAUCUCCCUCGCAACCUAUUCCAGCGCAUACUGGUAGUGUUGUGGGGAGCCUGCCAAGCUAUCUGUUACACCGACCCGCAGAACGGGCGAUCAAAGAAGAAGUGCAGGUCGUAGACGACCACAGCAACACUACUAACUCCUUCCACCGUCAUCACCACCAACAACAACAACACCACCAUAAUCACCAUCACCACCAUCACCACCAUCACAAGCGAAGCGACAGUGCUCAUAGUGAUCAGGGUAACUCUGCAGGAAAACAUGACGUAGACCAAGGAGAAAGCAACAGUUCUAGAAAUUCCUCUCCUCACAAACCUCACAUUGAAAAAGAACACACUUCUACUGUGCAUGAAGACAGAGAAAAGCACCGAUUGCACGAACGUCUUUAUCCAGUGGCAGCCUUGUCACCAGGAUCUGAUAUUGGUUCAAGUCCAACAAGAAUCGAAAAAGAACAACGGAGUCCACCCAACGUUACAGUCAUUCAACCAUCUGUUAGUCACCCUAUGUUCUCGUACCUCUACCCUCCGACAGGAGUCUAUCCAACUCAUUCGGGCGCUCUACCUUACGUCGGUCACAUGCUAUUUAAUAGCAACAAUUCAUUCCAUCACAGCAGUCUGCCAAUGCAAUUCAUGUCGUCCUCCUCUCCUGGCGAUCUGAGCCAUCUCUCAUCAACACAUGCACACCAUGCAUCCUCUAAUAUAAUGUUGAAUGCGCAUAUGCCUCUGCAUGGGACUCCACUUCUACCGCACACGUACUCCCUCACAUCCUCUUUGGCUGGAGGUGGAAUCCCUAGUGGACUUUCUCCGUUGACCGGACCUCAUCUUGGAUCUCUCUUGUCAUCACGAGCCAACCAUCGUUUUUCGCCAUAUUCGGUACCUUUGACGAAAACCACGAUGGUUACAAACACUUCCCCGUUAGCAGCGAGUGAGCUGCACUCUGGAAGUAGAUUAGAUGGAGACAAUAGCAGUAUCACACCGGUCUGUACUGUUUCUAGUGCUACAGGUUUGUCUUCGCCGUCAAGAGGCUCUCCAUCUUCCUUGAGGAGUCGCAGUCCGACUCAAAUUCCAACGUCCUCUUCAUCCUCAUCUUCUGUUGUUGGGCCAACGACAAACCAAGGCAGUGAACUGCGAAAUAUUGAGCGUAUGUUAAAUGGACUCGACAAAAAACCCGAAGUAGGUAGAAAUGACGCAAAUGAUAAAUGAACAGCGUUGAUAUGGUUAAUUAAAAAUAGAUAUCUAUCAUCCUGAACAAACAAACAAACAAAAAUUCUGGUUUGAUACAAAAUAAUGAAUAAACAAAUAUCAGCGAAGAGGAAUAAAUCAGUAUGAAAUAAUUAUUGACUGCAUCGAUAAUCAAUAUCUCUCGAUCAAAGCAACGUGAGUAAAAUAAACGAGAAUUCCUAACAAAUUCCCACUUAUAUGCGCUUCUUGCACAGCCCAUGGGGAAUCUAUCAAAUCUGCCAUGAAACAACAUUUUUAUCACAUAGAUGAAUGGUAUGUUUGCGUGAAUGCAUACAUAUAGACAUACAUACAAUUUUUUAAAAAUAUACAUACAUACAUACAUAUGUUAAGCAUUGAUUCAUACAAACAAAAGGAAAAAGUUGACAGUACAAGUCUGUUUGAAACUGAAGUAAAAUUUAAAAAAAAAGAAAUUAAGGAAUCAAAUCAAUAUAACUGAAAAGGGGAAAACGUUUUUUUUUAAUUUUCUUUUUAAAGAAAUGAUACUUUAUAAGAAUUAAACAAAAUACCAAAUUGUCUCACUUCCUAUGGUAAACGGAAGCUGUUCUCCUGACAAAUCACCUGAUGACAAUGUUAAAAGUUGAUGAUGAUGAUAAGGAAGAGGAGAAGAUACUGAAAGGCUUUUUUUUUUUUUAAGGAUGCCGCUACCUGUUGAGUUGCUACCAUUGUCUUUUUAAUCGUGUUCUUAUUGUUGAAGAAAUAAAAACUAGUGACACUGUAAACGCUAUUUGAACCCAAAACUCUCACCUACACGAAUAUGAAAAUAAAUUAAAUCGAAUCAAAAACAAACGCAAGAAAAACAAAAGGGGGAAAGAGAGACACAACAAUGUCGGAAGAGAAUAGAAUGCGACAGCCUGCAUAUAUAUAUAUACAUAUAUAUAUAUAUAUAUAUAUAUAUAUAUAUAUAUAUAUAUAUAUAUAUAUAUAUAUAUAUAUAUAUAUCGCAAGAUACGACUCCUGACUGACUGUGCCCAGCAUCAGAAUAUUAUAUUUAUUUAUUCAGUAAUUUAAGAAAAAAAAAAAAGAAAAAAAGAUUAAUAAAUAACAGACAAAAGUCUAAAUGGAAAUAAACAAUCGGAAAAUUAAUUAUCCCGAAUGAAUUGGAAUACGAUAAUUAAUUUAAUUGUACAAUUAUGAAAUCUGAUGAGCAAAGAAAACAAAUAUGCAGACAAGGUGUCAUACACAGAAUCAUAUACUUAUAUAAAAUAAUCAAAAACUUAGACAUAAACACAUACACACAGAUACAUAUACAUUGAACGAUUUAUACACACACACACAUAUGUAUAUACAUAUAUGCAUGUGUGCACCAUUAAGUACAUAUGUGAUAAAAGCAACAUUUACAGCGCAAUUAAACAGUUAAAUGAUAAAACGGGUUGAAUACGCGCAGCAUACAUAUGUACAUACAUACAGGCACACACGCAUGUAUGUAUAUUUAUGUACAUACGGUACACACAUUCACGCGCACUCAUAUAUAUAUAGAGAGAGAUACAUAUAUUAAAAA
This is a messenger RNA of Octopus bimaculoides (California two-spot octopus), 3286 nucleotides long. RefSeq lists its product as uncharacterized. Gene Ontology annotation, cellular component: nucleus; chromatin. Gene Ontology annotation, molecular function: DNA-binding transcription factor activity, RNA polymerase II-specific; RNA polymerase II cis-regulatory region sequence-specific DNA binding. Gene Ontology annotation, biological process: regulation of transcription by RNA polymerase II; positive regulation of DNA-templated transcription; cell fate specification. The record is from RefSeq and is a predicted model, not a curated record. Lineage: Eukaryota; Metazoa; Mollusca; Cephalopoda; Octopoda; Octopodidae.